CUAAAAUUGAUGCAAACGGCGGUCGUAAGGCGGCCGUUCAAGGUCAGAGCUCUUGCUUGCUAGUGUCUUACCGACCGCUAGCCUCAGGUCUGGUCGCAAAGUUGAAUGCUCAGCGUCUAGGCAAGCCUGGCAGCGCACAGCUCGGCAGCGCACGCUGGACUUCGCUCCUGAAGCGUGCACUGCGUUCUCCGACGUCUCAUCACGCCUGUCGCCAGCACAAGAGCUGUUUGCAGUAAGUGCGUGUACGGCCGUGGCGCGCGCAUAGGUGCAGCACUGAUGAGGAGGAGGAUGACGCUCGUCGCCCUGGCGAGCGGCCGCGCGGUGCGGGCGCUCCGGCCGCUGGCGCGCGCGCGGCAGCCGCUCCGGGCCGCGACCGCGCUGCGGAGCACGGCGACGCGGCCGGCCUUCCUCGACGCCAAGGAGCCGCUGCCGGCGUCCUACGACUUCGGCGUCGAGGGCCCGUUAUAUGAAUGGUGGGAGGCCAGCGGCAAGUUUAAACCUAAGGAGGAGGAGCACGAGCGCGGCGCGUACACGUGCCCCAUGCCGCCUCCCAAUGUCACCGGAAGGUUACAUUUAGGACAUGCGAUGUUCGUGGCGUUGCAGGAUAUUCUGGCGCGGUUCCACCGGAUGCGGGGGCGGCCGACGCUGUGGUUGCCGGGUACCGACCACGCCGGAAUAGCCACCCAAUUACUUGUGGAGAGGGCCAUCACGGCGGAAGGACUGAACAGAGUGGAGAUGGGCCGCGAGAAGUUCCUGGAUCGAGUCUGGCAGUGGAAGGAGGACAACGGUGGGGCCAUCUGCUCGCAGAUGCGUAGAUUAGGAGCGUCGGCCGAUUGGUCUAGGGAGAAGUUCACGUUGGACGACGACAUGUCGACGGCCGUCACGGAGGCCUUCGUGCGGCUCCACGAGAAAGGUUUAGUUUAUCGAGGUUCCCGCAUGGUCAACUGGAGUCCCAAUCUCGGCACCGCCGUCUCUGAUCUCGAAGUAGAAUUCGUGGAGAGAGAAGGAUUGUUAUAUUACUUCAAGUACGAGGUCGAAGGCGGCGGCUACCUGCCCGUCGCGACGUCGCGACCAGAAACCAUACUAGGAGAUACCGCGGUCUGUGUCAACCCCGACGACGAUAGAUACAAAGACUAUGUGGGCAAGCAAUGUAUCGUGCCCAUGAGUGGUGGGAGGACGAUCCCCAUCUUGGCGGACGACUACGUCGACGUCGAGUUCGGUACGGGAGCUCUCAAAGUGACGCCCGGCCACGACGCGAACGAUUAUGCUAUUGGUCAAAGAAAUAACCUGCCCAUCAUCAACAUCAUGGACGAGAAGGGGGCGUUGAACGAGAACGGCGGUGAUUAUGCCGGGAUGGAUCGGUUUAAGUGUAGGAAGCAGUUGUGGAAGGACAUGGAGGCCGCGGGAUUGGUCCUGAAGACCGAACCGCACGUCUCGCGCGUCCCGAUCUCUCAACGGGGCGGGGAAGUCGUCGAGCCGCUCGUCUCCACCCAAUGGUUCGUGAAGAUGGACAAUAUGGCUUCGAGAGGUGUCGACGCCGUGCGACAGGGAGACAUUCAGAUCGUCCCGAAACGCUUCGAGAAGGAGUGGUACAAUUGGCUCGAGAACAUCCAGGACUGGUGCGUGUCGCGCCAGUUGUGGUGGGGCCACCAGAUACCCGUGUAUUACGCGGAGGGGUAUGACGGGUACUUUUGUGCGAGAUCGGAGGAAGAUGCGAGGAAGCAAGCGACCGAGGCCGGCGUAGCUACGACGACACCAUUAACGAGAGACUCUGAUGUAUUAGAUACCUGGUUCUCGUCCGGUUUGUGGCCCUUUGCCACUGUAGGGUGGCCCGAGAACACGCCUGACUUCAAGAAGUUCUACCCCGCGACCUGCCUGGAGACGGGCUACGACAUCCUCUUCUUCUGGGUCGCGCGCAUGGUCAUGAUGGGUCUGGAGUUUACGGAUGAGGUACCGUUCGAUACGAUAUACAUGCAUGGGUUAGUGAGGGACGAGAAGAACGAAAAGAUGUCAAAGACGAAGGGCAACGUCGUGGACCCGCUCGACGUCGUGGAUGAAUACGGUGCUGAUGCGUUGCGGUUCUCGCUGGUGACCGGAGUCACGCCGGGCCAAGACGUCCCGCUGUCGAUGGAACGAGUGAAAGUGAACCGGAACUUCUGUAAUAAAUUAUGGAACGCCGCGCGCUUCCUGGAGCCCAAAAUGGUCACUUCGGGUGGUGUCAUCGACCAGCAAGAAUUAUCUGAGAUGCCUCUGUUCGAACGGUAUAUCGUGUCCGAGGCACACGCUUGUGCCGAGGCCUCGGCAUCAGCCUUGGAAGACUACUCGAUAGGCGACGCGGGCACGCGGGCCUACCGCUUCUUCUACGACGAGUUCGCCGACUGGUACGUCGAGGUCAGCAAGACGCGAAGUGCGGAAGAUCAAGAGGCGUCGCAGCGGGCCUUGUCGUAUUCCUUCGAGGUGUGUCUCAAAUUACUACAUCCCUUCGUGCCGCACGUGACUGAGUACUUGUGGCAGAAGCUCUUUAAUUCUGAUGGUGCUGAUAAGGCGCUCAUGACCGAAUCUUAUCCAUCAUUGGAAGGUCAAAGCUUAGCGCAGGACGCGGAAGCCGUGGCCUUGUUCAACGACUGGAAGGAACUUGUUAGGGCUAUGAGGAACAUCAGGGCCGAGUACAACAUCGAACCCGCGAUAAAAACGGGGCCGACGAUAAUAUGUAGUGACGACGCGUUGGCAGAUGUUAUAAGGAGGGAGACGAAGGCUCUGGCGUUGUUAGCGAAAGUAGAUCCGGAGCGAGUGACGGUGGUCAAGAGCAAGAGUGACGCUGUUAUAGAGGACGACGCCGUGCAAUUAGUCGUGUCCGAUGGUUUGGAAGUCUUCCUGCCCCAACAAGACCUAGCUAAAGAUGUCAAGAAGGAGUUGGAUAGACUAUCCACGCAACUAAAAAAGCUCGUCAAGGACAUCGGCGGCCUGGAGGGGCGCCUCGGCAACCCGGGUUUUGCGGAUAAGGCGCCCGCGGACGUCGUCGCGGCGACGCGCGCGUCCCUCGAAGAGAAGCUCGAGCAGAAGGCGACGCUCGACGCGUCGAUCGCGGAGCUGGAGAAGCAGUAAGUUCACAUUAUUACACGACUAGAGGCUCGCGAUGAUCGCCUUGAGCUUGUUUUUCGCGACGGCGAUCUGGUCCUUGGGCUCUUUAGUCUUGACCUGCGUGGGAACGGAGGAGUCGCGCGUCGAUGGCGUGGAGCCUGACGCCAUCGACGACACUGCAGCGCACCUUUCCGUUCCCAGGCUGGAAGUAGAUGAAGUUGUUGUCGUAGACGUACCUGCCGGGAACCGCGCGUCGUCGCGGCGACGGAGUCGAAGCGUCGAAGGCAGUGUGUCGCGGCGAUGGCGUCGCGGCGGCGUUUUUUGCCAGACGCGGCCUCGCACUGGUCCGUCAACUGGAGCGCCGACGACAGGUCCUCGGAGAGCUCAAUUAAUUCCGGGUCGCCGGCGCUGAGCGCCGCGGCGCGGAUCCAGUUCUUGGAGUUGCCCGUUUUCCAGAGCUCGACUACUGGCGAUUGCGCGAGCACCGUGCGCACGGCGUCCCACUUGCCGUCGUCGACGAAGCCGCUCAGCGGCUGGAGCGCCUCGAGGACCUUCUCGGCGUCGGUCUUGGUCGAGGCGAGCGCCGGCGUCGGCACGAGCACAGGCACGACCGCGGCGAGCGACCCGCGCUGCAGCGUCUGCCGGCGCGAGAGCGCCAUCGAUGCCGUUUCGCGCAUCACUGCUGCUGCAAGGAUGGCAAGUCUAGCCAUCACUGCAGUCUGGAUGCAAAACUGCAACGAUCAAGGUUGCACGAUGCAGCAAGAUAAUAAACGCGACAGCUGCGCUCCGGGUGCUGGUUGUAAAGCCUGUUUUGCUCUCUGACCAAGGGCUUGAGCUCACUAGUGUGUUACACGCCGCUAGCCGGAUCGCGUUGGACCGGCGGUUCACGUGGCCCGUCGUCGUCGUGGGAGCCCCUGUAGUUUUUUUACAAAAUAAACACUUCUAUGUACACGUGCGGGAGCCCAGAUCUCAGGCGCCGUGAAGGACCGCCUCCCCCGCGAACUCGGCGCGGAAGAGCAGUCGCUGGUAUUUGUCCGCAUCGAAUGGCGACGCCGCAUGGAGUAGCUGGCGAUUGUCCCAUAGCACUAGGUCGCCCUUCUUCCAAGCGUGCGCGUAGACGCCCGUCUCGAUGACGCGCUCCGCGAGGCGGCGGACCAUCGCGUCGCCCUCUUCGACCGUCCUGCCGGACCUGGCGGGCCACCCACUGCGCGGCAGUCUGCACACGCGCCGCGUGUUCUUCGGGUUCAGGUAGAGAGAUAGGCGACCCGUGUCGGGGUGGCGUCGCACGAGCGGCCAGCAGACGUCCGGUUUUUUCGCCGCGUCGGCGGGCGUGAUUUUCUGGCGCUUGGGAUCCCGGCGCUCGAGGAGGUGCAUGAAGCUCUCCCAGGAAUGGACCGACGCGAGCGCUCCGAGCUCGGCGCGUUCGCUCUCCUCCAAGGCGUCGUAGCCGCGCGCGCACGACGCGAAGCGCGUCGCCGCGCCGACGGGCGGCAGCGCGUCGUCGAGCCAGGCCGGCGCGUACCUGCGGGGCGUCGUGACGAUUUGCCGCGGACGAGGUGCGACGCCGGAGUCGGCACAGCGCGAUGGCGCUCUUCGGAGCGGCGAGGAAUGAGCCGUCCGUGUGCCACUCCUCGACGACGUUGAACGCGGGCUUGAAUUCGCCGAUCUGUUCGCCCUUCCGGCAGCCCUCGACUAUUUCUCCGUCGCGCCUCGCGCGGUAAUUUCCCAGGAGCGCCAGGUGCUGACAGCCUCGGACGCCUCGCGACUGGCCCGGCCAGCGGUCGUAGCGGAUCAGGGCUCCGAAGUGCUUCGCGAAGCGUCCCAGCCCGCGCUCGAGCGCUUCCGGUGUCAGAUCCUGGUCGCGCAGACAUACCACGCCGCAUCCAUUAUCACUCUCCAUGGCGUCGUAGAUGCGCCGGACGUCGUCGCCGGUCGCGUCGUCCAGGUCGCAGCCGAUGACCUCGACGCCAAAGGGCCGCAUGCUGCGAAUCUCCAUGUUCGAAAGCGUCGACGCAGGGAGGGAGGCGUGCUCGGGCAGCCCUCAGCUUGUGGGCAGCAGCUUGUGGGCAGCCUCAGCUUGUGGGCUGUCUGGAAUGCCGGACAGAUGCGCGCGCGUCGUCGCUGCAGGAUCACGCGCGGCGAUUAGCCGUGGGUUAGAGGCCCGGCAACGAUGAAUGUACCACGGUGCUUUGGCAUCACGAAUUGUGAGAGGCUCUGCUGUGGUCCUCUGAGAUUACACCGAGCACCGAGCGCAGGAACGGAACCGGGCGGUGACACGAGUCCUCAGGAUCGGUGCGCCCAGCAAGCACUUUAUGGCCUUCCAUGGCGUCGUAGAUGCGCGGACGUCGUCGCCGUUCGCGUCGUCCAGGUCGCAGCCGAUGACCUCGACGCCAAAGGGCCGCAUGCUGCGAAUCUCCAUGUUCGAAAGCGUCGACGGUCGGUAAGACUUGUGGGCUGUCUGGAAUGCCGGACAGAUGCGCGCGCGUCGUCGCUGCAGGAUCACGCGCGGCGAUUAGCCGUGGGUUAGAGGCCCGGCAACGAUGAAUGUACCACGGUGCUUUGGCAUCAAGGCUCUGCUGUGGUCCUCUGAGCGAGCUGAACCAGCGCCCAGCAAGCAGCGUUUCUCAGACCUAGCGGUCGGUAAGACACUAGCAAGCACCAAGCAAAGUGCAAAGCGCUGCAGAGCUGUCUGUCUCGCGCUUAAGCCAACCACACGCGUCUAGAACUCGAGUAGCAAGGCUGCGGUCUCGCGUAUCAGUGCAAAAGAUGAGAUCGCCGCAACUCGUCUUGCUCGCCGCGAGCGUCGCGCACUCCUGGGCCGUCCCACCGACGCUAACGAAGCGGAGCCCCACGCUGCGCAGCCGGCACCUCGCUGUUAAUGGAGGCACGGUCGUCGAGCGGCCGCCCUACGCGCUGUCUGGCUUGGAACGACCGACGCACCGAGGGGCCGUCAUGGGCUUUUUGCACAACACGGGCGCGUGGUACGCUCUGUCGGCGGCCUACGUCGCGGCGGCCUUGAAGCAGCUUCAACCAUCAUCGUUCUACCCGUCCUUCCUGAGGAUAGCUUUAGUGGCGGCGUCGUCCUACUCCAUUUAUAUAUCGGACUGUUAUCAUAAUGCCGACAAACGGAGGGAAGGCGUGUCCGAGGAAGGAGAGUUAGCUGUAUUAAGGAAGGACUACCUCGGCAUCUCCCUCAUCCUGUCGACGAAUACGUGGUUGUGGGCUCAUAAUUUAGGUGGUUCUCCCAUCCUAAAUAAGCUUUGUGUAGCAGCUACGGCGUGUACGGCGAACGUGGCCUUCCAGUCGUUCUGUGUGGUCAAUAAAUACAUCGGUCACGUAUUGAUAAAACUGACCUUCGCGACGCAGUUCGUGGCCAUCCUCGGGACCCUAUGUUUGAUCGCGGCGAAGUCACCGAUCUCCGCGUGCGCCUGGAUCUACGCGGCCUACGCGCCGGGCUUUGUGAUUUACGCGACCAAGUUCCCGAAGAACAAAAAGUGGGGCUACCACGAGUGGUUCCACGUUUCGGUGCUCAUGGGCAACCUCGUGUCGAUGGGCUUCGACCUCGGUAUUCUUGGUUUGUUCAAGCCCUGCGCGGAGGGCGUCGCCUGCGCGUCGCUGGCGUCGCGGCUGACCUUCGGGCUGCUGCCCUGACGCGGCGUGUCUCAACGCCAUCGCCGCGAGGACAGAUAUGUUUAAUUAAUUUUACUACUACUACUUCUUGACGACCCCGACCUGCGCCGCUCGAAUGGUCCGGCCCUUCAUCGUGAAGCCCGUCUUCACGACCUGGCCCACGGUCCCCGCCUCUUUGUCUUCGUCGGGGUACUCAAACAACGCUUCAUGCAGCCCGGGGUCGAAGGCGUCACCAACCGCGCCAAACUCCUCGACGCCCUGCGCGCCGAAGGCCUUGACUAAUUGGCCCCGCGUGAGUUCCACGCCCUCGAUCAAGGAUUCCAGCGACGCGUCGUCGCCCUUUGCUGCUUCUAAAGCAUAUCCCAGACUGUCGGAGACGUCCAACAGACUCUUCGCGAAGCCCUGCGACGCAAAGUCCUUCGCGGCCUGGACGUCCCGCCUCGCAAUCCUUCGCGUGUUCUCCUGCUCGGCGAUAGCGCGCAGCAGCUGGUCUUUUAGGUCCUUCUUCUCGUUCUCGAGCUUCUCGAGCGCGGCCGCGGCCUCGUCAACUGGUUCCGCCUCGUCGGCGUCCGGCGCCGGCGCCGCGGCUUCUUCCUCCUUAUCAGUAUCGUCCUUCGUGCUCAGCGCGCGCCAGCAUUGUCGCCUACUGCGUGGUGCCGCAAGGCAGGGUGACCGCACGCUGCGCUGCAAGGCGCGGCUCGCCGUGCGCGCGAGCAGCAAGGAGGCCAUCGAUGCGACGGCUGGCUUAAGCACGACGUAUAAUGACGCUCUUGCACGUCCUCAAGGGCAACUUUUUGUAUCGUCGAGCAAGAAUACCCGCACGACUUUUAGGCACUUUUCCACCCUCCCACCCGUGCCAGGCCUCGCCAGGCCUCGAAUCAGGCCUCGAUAAGCCCCCUCCGAGAGCCAAACUCCUUCCUCAUACUAGAAUACCUCUCCCAAACUUUUUGCGCGCUGCUAUCUCAGGCAGCCCCAAGCACCGCCGCGCCGCGCGACUACACGACAGCCCCCCGCACCACCGCCGCGCGCCCGCGCGCCCCUCAGCCAGCCACCACGGGGUUCUUCGGCAGCUCCAGGCCCAAGCCCAAGCCCAACAUGCUCUUCGAGGAGACCGAGGCCGAGCCCACGGGCCCGGACCUCCGGCCCGAUACCGAGUUCAUGUGGUACUGGGAGGAGGACGGCCAUCGGGUGAAGAACCAUCACACCUGGGACAAGCAGGGCAACUUCAUUGCCUAUCCGCCGAAGGUGUCGACGUACCUCGAGCAGCAGUGGACGACGGGCCAAAGUGCGGACAACCUCCAGAUCACUUACAAGCCCUUCCACUCGCACACGGGCUUCUCCUACAAGGUCUGCUUCCAGGACAUGAACCAGAUCAAUAAAGGGACCGGGUAUCGCAGAAAAAUUAUGCGGCGCCAGAACCCGAACUACGUCGCGCCCAUCGCGUCGGCGGAACCGGUCAUGGCCACAGCAGUACCUAUUGAAGAAGGCAUGGGCGGGCUAGCCGUCAGCAACUUUGGGGGCCUACCGCAGCCUCCGGAGGAUCUAUUUUCCUAUGCCUUGCAGUCCAUCUCCCUGAAGGACUUCGAGGCCAAGACCAAGGGCACGAACCUGGACCACUCGUCCAAGGCCAUGGGCGGCACGUUGUUGACGUGGGCCGCGGAGUUCCACCGGGUCGAUUUGUGCCAGUCGCUCUUGGAUAGAGGUGCCGAUGCGAAUUCUAGGGACUGGACGACGGACCAGUCCGCUUUAGGCUGGGCGACGUCGACGCCCGUGCACGGCGAGGAGAUGCCGCCCUGCGACCGCGCGGCCACGCUCGCGCUAUUGAAGGCGCGCGGGGCGCGCUAGACCACAUCCCUCCCCGUCAUCGAGAAGACAUCCCCGUUCCUUUUCCUAAUUUCUUUUUGAGUCACUCUCGACGCCGCCGCCGCGCCCCCAGAAGUCUAGUAGGAGCACCUCUUACGCCGGCGUCGCCUCAGCCAGCACCACGGCCGGGUCGUCGUCGGGGAUCACCGACGCCUGCAUGAGGUCGAAGCACAGCAGGAGCGUAUGGGGCGAGUCGCAGACCUCCAGCUUCCGAUCGCGACACAAGUCGGCGCACCGCGCGACGAACCAGUGUUCCAAUUCGAGCAGCGGCACGCGCAUCGUCGAGUCCCUGCCCGCCUUCCGGAAGGCGUCGUCGGCGUGCUGCAGGACGUCCUCGUCCUGCGGCAGCGACCCGCGCCGCGUCGCGAGGCAGCAGCCCGCGAGCACGGUCAACAGCGCGACGACGACCUCGUCAUACGACAGGGACCCGACCUGAUUAAAGUCGAAGAGCCGCAGCACGAAGUUCGCCUUGCCCUCCAAGGACCCCUGCGAGACGACCGCGAGGCCGCCGAGCACCUCGAGCGCGUUCACCUCUCCCCCAGAAUCGUACUCCGCGAACCUAGGCCAAAUCAUGUCGCCGACGACGUCCUUCUUCGCGUCGGGGAAGAUGGCCCGGACGAUUUCUUUUAUUUCUUUUCUGUGCAGCCCGAAGCCGUGGGCUCCAGCUUGAUGUCUCCGCCACAAGGCUUCCACAUGUUCCAAACUCCAGGUCGUCGGGUCGUUGUCUAUGACUUGAAUCGUGCGCUGGACGCCGGACUCGAGGUUGCCCAUGGUUAGUAGGUGCUCUUGGUGGGAUAGCUGGGCGUGUCGGUGGCGUGGAGGCAGCCCCAAAAGUUCUGCGCGCUUUGCGUGGGAUACGUACGGCAGCUUCUGGUUCUCUGGUCGUCGAGAGGCUGCUCAGACGACACACAGCGGCCAACUUUGGCGCUGGCCGCUUUCCCUAGUGUGUCAAUAGACGCUAGCUAGCUGCCAGUGCAAACCAGGCCCAGCGGCCAUUCCAAGGCACUACGCGUUGUGCGCGGUCGCGGUACUGUUUUGGACAGCGCCUCCAAAACCCUCGGAGCAGUCAUGCGUCUCGUCAGCACGCUAGCACUGCUGAGGGCAGCGCCAGCCAGUGCUCUGGCGCCCAUCGAGCGCCGCACCCUCCUCAAGGGCGCCGCCGCGGCAUCCACCAUCAGCGCAGCACCCGCGCUGGCCAAAGGCAGCGUGGGCGGCCCAAGCGUCAAGCUCUGCGACGGCACGCAGUUUCCCGUGGCCAGCUUCGGCCUCCAGGUCUACGACGACGAGGCGGCCUACAAGUACACGACGCUCGCAUUAGAGUGCGGCUACCGGAACUUCUUCGCCAGCGUGCUCGCGGGCAACCAGAAGGGCUUCGGGAAGGCUGUAAGGAAUUCGGGCAUUCCCCGGGACGAGUUAUAUAUAUGCGGCUCCGUGCUCUCGAAUCGAGCGCGGGGCGAGGAGGCCGCCUUCCAAUCGACCAAGCGAGGCUGCGACGCGAACUUUAGGGAUUUGAAUAUCGGAAAGCUCGACAUGAUCAUGCUCGACUACUCUGGAGCGGGACCGCCGACGCGGUCCGUUCGUGCUUUGGGAGGGUCGUCCGAGGUCGUUUCCUAGAAUGAUGGCGCUGGGUGGUUUCUUUUUGAUUUUUGAGCCGGUUCCGGCGGGGUCGGAGAUCCCGAGAGGGCCUCGGUGGGUUCGGGGCGAAGGGCGGUGCUGGGGCGGUCCGGAGCGGUGGCGGGACCGCUCUCGACGCCGUCGGCGCGGCGCCGGUGCCUUGGAUGCUCUGGAGGUCUUUAGGGGUGCACGGGCGCCGUCCGCGGCGCCGGCGGGGUCGCGAGGGCCCUUCGGGCAGCCUACGGUGAAGAACGGCGCCGGAACGGGCACGGCGGUGUGUGAUCGAGGGCCCUGUACGCCUGUCGACGCGGCGGCGCCCUGGAUGUGGUCUGGAGCCCUGGCGUGCCGCCGGCCGGUUCAUGACGUGGACUGUGGAGCGUAGCUUUGUCAGAAUCCGUUGACAACGAUCACUUUUAUAGGGAUCGGGCCGAGGUCGAAAUGUCCUCAAGCCCAACUCCGCUUAAACGAGCUAUCGAAGAGGUGUGCAAUGGUCGCGCGGCCGUCAAGCUGUCCCAGGCGAGGCGUAUACGUACGGCUCGUGGCGCGGCGUUUUCGACUGCCUGAGGCCCCGGCGGGACGUCGUCGAUGCCGUCGACGCGGACGAAGCCAUUGAUGGGUGCUCGGAGCCGUGCCUCUGGCGGCUACAGCUACACAUUACGUCUCGCGGCGAGGUCCUACGCCAGCGAAGGCGGCGGCCCGGACGACUAGUUUUUGCUAAUAAUUGCUGUGUGUCUCGACUGCGAACUCCUUAUGAGCGCUGGGGGAAAGAGGAAACGACACGCGGAGGAUGUCGGCCAUGCCCCAGGCCCGGCCUUCGCUGCUGGGCCCCCGCUCCACCCGGAAGGUGCAGCCGGUCCAGUCGUCGCGCGCCUCGUUCUUGUGGUUGUUCUCGUCCGUCGCCAUGGUCCUCUGCGCCGCGCUGGCGCCGUAGACGGCCGCCGCCCCAGAUCGUUCUGCGCUCUGCGAUUUUUUUGAUUCGCAAAGGGGCCUCGCGCCCCCCGGCCGGGUCCGCGGCGCGGGCGCGGCCCGGGAGGGCUCGGGGGCCUUGGGGGAGGUACUACUACGGAAUUACUAGUCGCUGGAGGCGUCGGGGACUGUUGCCGCGCGGGCCGGCACCCCGUUUAGAUGUUGCCAUGCUGGAUGAUGGACGACCAAUAGUUCAUUAAUUUACAGAACUAAGUUCUCGCCGUCCAGGAACGCGAGGUCCUUCGCCGACAGCUCGAAGUCGAAGACGUCGAUGUCCUCCUGAAAAUGCUGGCGGGACGUCGUCUGGCACGUGUACGUCGCGCCCUUGGCCAGGAUCCACUUCAGGGCGAUUUGUUGGGGCGUCUUGCCGUACUGCUUCCCCACCGCGGCGCACGCGCUCAAGGCGCCCGAGUUCAGCACUCUGAGAGGAGACCAGGCCUGCACCAAUACGUUGCGCUUCUUGUUCUCCCGGAGUAACUCCGCGUUCUGUUUCGUCUUGUAGCCGACGCCCAGCGGUAAUUGAUUGACCGUCGGCCGGCCACCACCACUCUUCAGCACGACAUCCAGCUGCGCGGGCGAGAAAUUCGACACCGCGAGGGACGUGACGCCGCCGUCCUUCCGCAUCGCUUCCAAGCCGCGCCAUUGGCCCUGGAUGGACUCGGCGUCCGGCCCUGGGUAAUCCAACAUAAUCAUAUCCAACUUGCCGACGUUCAGAUCCCUAAAGUUCGCGUCGCAGCCUCGCCCCGUCGACUGGAAGGCGGCUUCCUCGCCCCUAGCUCUGUUCGAUAGUACGGAGCCGCAUAUAUAUAACUCGUCCCGGGGAAUGCCCGAGGCUCGCACGGCCUUCCCGAAGCCCUUCUGGUUGCCGGCUAGAACGCUGGCGAAGAAGUUCCGGUAGCCGCACUCCAGCGCUAGUGUGGUGUACUUGUAGGCCGCCUCGUCGUCGUAGACCUGGAGGCCGAAGGACACGACAGGGAACUGCGUGCCGUCGCAGAGCUUGACGCUUGGGCCGCCCGCGCUGCCUUUGGCCAGCGCGGGUGCGGCACUGAUGGUGGACGCGGCGGCGGCGCCCUUGAGGAGGGUGCGGCGCUCGACGGGUGCCAGCGCGGUGGCUGGCAGCGCUGCACUGAGCAGUGCUAGCGUGCUGAGGAGACGCAUGACUGCUCCGAGGGGUUGUAGGCGCCGGCCAGAGAUGCGCCGCGCCGCGACCGCGUCACGAAGCCUGGCUGCCUUGAAUGGCCGCUUGCCUUUGCUUCUCGUGCUAUUUUUGUAAGCAAGAUAGUGGCAAAAAUACAGCGUUUCAGUCGUUUUGUUUGCGAUGAGCUACUACUGGUGCUGGUGCUGCCAGAGCACGCGCAGCAGUCGUUGCUGCGGCGAGCGAGGCUACGAGGGAGCUUGCAAACGAACGCCUUGAACGCUUGAACGUCCUCCCGGUCAAGAGUCCGACGAACGUCGCAGACCAGGCCUCCCUGGCUGGGAGAGCAUCAGCAGCCUCACAGCCCUCGAGCUCAACCGAGCCGCAUUGAUCACCAAAGGGCGCAGCGGUGCCUCAGGAUCACGCAUCGAUGCCAGCCGGCGACCAUUGGCCUCUCGUUUGAUCAGUGCCGCGCCGCACACACACUGCAUUGCCUCAGGGGCUCUGCAGUAGUACCUGAAAGGCGUGGCGUUACGUCGCGCGUCGCGUCGAGGCGUAAGGGUGGACGAGUCACAGUCUCUCGACGGAUACUGAGAGCUGCGCACCGCCACGACGUCGACCGGUCCUGUCCGCGGGACGCGCCCGGCUCCGCCCGAGCUGCUCUAGGCGCCCGGGACCGCCGUCACGCCGUCGACGCAUCGGCUGGCGUACCACGACCGCGCCGCACCGGCGCACGGCCCGCGACGGCGCCGUUCUCGAAGCUUCACCAGUAGCUCCGGAACCCGACGACGUCGCGCCCGAAAUGGCCUCAAAUUCGAAAAAGAAACCGCCCCCGGCCAUCAUUCCUGGAGACGACGCGCCUCGACCCCCCGAAACCUUCGCUACGCGACGGGAGGCCGAGAUACGACGGGGCCCUUCCGGUCGUCGGUAAGUUGGAUAUGAUCAUGCUCGACUACCCGGGACCGGACGCCGAGUCCAUCCAGGGCCAGUGGCGCGGCCUCGAGAAUAUGCGGAAAGAUGGUGGGGUGACCUCUCUCGCGGUGUCGAACUUCUCUCCCCAACAGUUAGACGUCGUGCUGAAGAGUCCUGGACGUUGUACGGUGAAUCAACUGCCGCUCGGCGUCGGCUACAAGACCAAGCAAAACGCGGAGUUGCUCCGCGAGAACAAGAAGCGUAGUGUCUUGGUGCAGGCCUGGUCGCCGCUAAGGGUGCUGUCGUCGGGCGCGCUCAGCGCUUGUGCGGCCGUGGGGAAGCAGUACGGCAAGACGCCCCAGCAAAUCGCCCUGAAGUGGAUUCUCGCCAAGGGCGCGACGUACACCUGCCAGACGACGUCCCGCCAACACUUCCAGGAGGACAUCGACGUCUUCGACUUUGAGCUGUCCGCGAAGGACCUCGCGUUUCUGGAUGGAGAGAACCUAGUUCUGUAA
This is a messenger RNA of Pelagomonas calceolata, 13716 nucleotides long. The record is from the annotation of a GenBank genome assembly. Lineage: Eukaryota; Pelagophyceae; Pelagomonadales; Pelagomonadaceae.